This is a messenger RNA of Alosa alosa (allis shad), 2733 nucleotides long. It is a transcript of the gene fam20a, whose product is annotated as FAM20A golgi associated secretory pathway pseudokinase. The transcript has 12 exons. NCBI's taxonomy places the organism in Eukaryota, Metazoa, Chordata, Actinopteri, Clupeiformes, Clupeidae. Gene Ontology annotation, cellular component: Golgi apparatus. The record is from RefSeq and is a predicted model, not a curated record. Gene Ontology annotation, molecular function: protein serine/threonine kinase activator activity. The coding region runs from base 666 to 2255 and encodes 529 amino acids.
ACUCACUCCCUUUACUCUGACAGCAGACUCACUCAACUGGGCUACUGUACAGCAUGGACUCGAAAGUAAAACUCUAAACUCUGUGUGUGUGUGUGUGUGUGUGUGUGUGUGUGUGUGUGUGUUUGUGUACGGUCAAGUGAGACUCAAUGCGCUCAACCGUUGCCUAGAUUACUCUAAGAUAAAAACUCCUGCCAGGUGACUUUGUUGAACGUGUUGAACCUGGUCAGUGUGUUUAGUGAUAAAACUUUUGGCAAAAAAAAACUGAGUCACCAGGAGGUUCAAAGGGGUCAGACCACCUCAGUGAGCCAGUGACUCUCCGUCGGGCUGUCAGGUAAAGAGGAAACUGGGCAGCAAGCUGGACAGCAGCACUACAAGAGCUGGGCGGCAUCACUGGACCCCUGAAACGAGCAGACAGCUGUCCACCUGUGACGUGGAGGUCAGUCUGUCCAGCAAAACGUAGCCAAGGUUGUGUAAAAUAAAUAAGUAAAUAAAUAAUUUGUGACAGUUUGGAUAGCUGUGGCAUUCCACCAAGGAAGUGACAGGCAGGCAUAAAUCUCUGCCAGCUCGGAGUAUCGUCAGGCAGCACCGGCAGUGGCAUCUGACCGUACCUGGACUGGCACCUCUGUGUGUGUGUGUGUGUGUGUGUGUGUGUGGGUGGGGUGGGGAUGCGUCGCGACCGGCUCCUGGUGGCCUCCACGCUGGCCUUCUUCCUGGCGGUGGACAUCUACUUCGUGCUGCUGCCUCGGCUGAGAGAUCGGUACCUGCUGCCGGGGGACAGGUGCCCGAUGCGAGGCGCGGCGUUGCCAAGCGGCAGCGCCAGCGGUGAUGAGUGGCCCGGGGGCGAGGAGGGGUGGAGAGGAGCGAGGUGGCUCAGGCUGGACAGGCUGUUUGCUCACCCGCUGUACAACAUGAAGCUGCCGGAGAUGAGCGACGCGGAGGUGCUGCUGCAGCACAGCGAGCUCAUGGAGUACUACAGGAGGAAGCUGGCCCGCUGGGAGAGGCAGCAGAGGCACUACAGUGACGCCGCCGCGGCCGCCAACCUGUCCCUGCCUCAGCAGCCGGCGACCUUUGACCCCGAGGCCAGCUGGCUGAAAUUCCACCUGGGGAUCAAUCGCUACGCGCUGUACACCCGAGACGACCCUGGGAUCGCUCGCCUGCUGCAGGACAUGCGCAGCAGCGUCAUCAUAAGCGCAGAUUAUACUCAGGAUGAGAAAGCACUGAAGGGUGUGUGUGACUGCUCUCAAGUGGUAAAACCCAGCGGACAUCACCUGAAGCUGGCUCUGAAGUUCAAGGAUUUUGGCAAAUCUAUGUUCAAACCCAUGAGGCAAGAGAGAAACGAGCAGACCCCUGAGGACGUCUUCUACUUUGUCGACUUCCAGAGACACAACGCAGAGAUCGCAGCCUUCCACCUGGACAGAGUGCUGGAUUUCCGAAGAGUGCCACCUGUGAUAGGGCGACUGGUUAAUGUCUCUGGGGAGAUUCUGCACGUCACUCGGAACGAGGAACUCAAGAGUGUGUUUUUCACCUCCCCAGCAAACAACACCUGCUUCUUCGCCAAAUGCCUGUACGUGUGCAAGACAGAGUACGCCGUGUGCGGUCACCCGGACCUUCUGGAAGGUUCCAUGUCGGCGUACCUGCCUGGGCUGAGCAUCGCACCCCGGAUCUCCAUCCCCAACCCCUGGAUCCGAUCCUACACCUUCACCGGGAAAGAAGAAUGGGAGGUUAAUCCUUUCUACUGUGACACAAUACGGAGGCUCUAUCCCUACAACUCUGGAAACAGGCUACUCAACAUCAUCGACAUGGCCAUAUUUGACUUUCUCACAGGGAACAUGGACCGCCAUCACUAUGAAAUCUUUACCAAAUUUGGUGAUGCUGGAUUUCUGCUUCACUUUGAUAAUGCUAGAGGGUUUGGCAGGCACUCCCAUGAUGAGCUGUCCAUCCUGGCUCCCCUGACUCAGUGUUGCACUAUCAAGCGUUCAACGCUGCUCCGCCUGCAUCUGCUGACCCGGCCAGACCUCCGCCUGAGCGAGGUGAUGCGCGAGUCCCUGGAUGGCGACCCGCUCCGGCCGGUUCUGACCGAGCCGCACCUGCUGGCGCUGGACCGGCGUCUGGAGAAGAUCCUGCGGGCCGUGCAGCGCUGCGUCCGCAAACUGGGCGAGCGGCAGGUCGUGGUGGCCGACUUCGUGGAGGUGCCAGAUGAUCCGGCGACGCGAUCGCCCCAACCUCCCCUGCCCCCAGAGCCCCGGAGCAGGUGACCGGUGGACAGACGAGGAGGCGCCGAACUGAGAGAUGGAGAAGAAAGAGAGAUGAAGACGAUGAAUAACAAAUAAAAUGAGGAGAUGGAGCUGAGGGAGGCUCGAUGAAGUCGAAGAGUGGAGGACAGAUGGAGUUGAAAUGAUCAAUGGAGUUGAGAGAGAGAGAGGAGUGUCAUGCUAACAAAGGCUGUGGCACUGUUCACCUGCAGGUCAAAGGUCAAGGUUCAGUUCAGGUGGGGUGAUCUUCUCACUGGAACAGGUUCAGUCUGGAUUGGGUUUAUUUCAGUGAAGGUUCCUCUGGCCUGCCAUUGCCAGAGCAAGCAAUUAGCACCAGCAUAUUACCAGUGCAUACAAGUACUUAAUUCUCACAUACAGGUCAUUCAGAGUGCCAGUAUACAGCUCUCACCCUCAAAGCCAGCAGCAAUGGCUCUUCUUUGGAAUAGAGCAACGGACAUGCAUCUGUUGGGUGGGAAGAGAU